Messenger RNA from Didymodactylos carnosus, 510 nucleotides. NCBI's taxonomy places the organism in Eukaryota, Metazoa, Rotifera, Eurotatoria, Philodinida, Philodinidae. The record is from the annotation of a GenBank genome assembly.
AUGGUUGAUUCAGCCACCUAUACAAUAGACGAUUUAAAGUUUGUUUAUUAUGAUAACGACACAACAACAGAUGGUAAAUUAACACCAACGACGGCUGCAAUUUUGUCUUUUCAACAACGAUUGACCAUUAUAUUCGCACAAAUCAAUAUGACAGCAGUAUUGACAAAACAAGUUAUAGAAACAUUGUUGGCAAGUGGACGAAGGAAAAGAGCAUCUGCAAAGGCACCGACGAAACAGUCUUCGACGCAAUGCGUGGUCGGUCCAGGCCAAAGGCGAAAACGUCGUGCCGCCACUACAUCAGAUAAUAGUACGGAUUUGAAUUGUCAACAAUUAUGUUCAAACUAUAAUAUUCAAAAGAUAAGAAAAUUGCUGGACAACACAAUCAAUUCUACACAAAGCAAUGUUCUUGAUGAAUAUCGUGUCGAUUGCGGUCUGGUUCCUCAAGACGGAGCCCUCGUUGACAUGACAAUGACAAAUUACAGUCGCAAUAUUACUGUCACAAUGGGUAAU